Molecule: messenger RNA, 931 nt
Organism: Ctenocephalides felis (cat flea)
Lineage: Eukaryota; Metazoa; Arthropoda; Insecta; Siphonaptera; Pulicidae
Exons: 2
Coding region: 171-857 (228 amino acids)
Source: RefSeq, a predicted model, not a curated record
GUCAUCUGUCGAAAAAAUUAGCAAAUUCGAUGAAAUACCAGAUGGAUAAUCUGAAAGUGCCAAAAUAUGUUUAAUUGUACAUCAUAGAUUAAUCUUUUAUGUCACAUAAUGUUUAAUUAAUCCACAAAUUGGACUUUUAUCCGUAUAAAAGUCUUCUAUAUUUUUAAGCCAUGGAAAAUUAUGAAAAAAUAGCCAAUGAACUAAAAAGCAAGGUCCAUGAAAGUUUUCUGCGCUUACAUGAUACACUGAAUAAUCGGGAAAAACAAAUCAUUAGACAGAUUGAUGUAUUGCUACAACAGCAACAAAAUAAUGCAUUGGACGUGAAAAAAAAUCAUUGGAAACAAUUUGACAUCAGUAAUGAGAGUGAAAAAUCAAUCAUCUCAGACAUAAUGAAAUUUGGAGAAUUAGAUUUAAGUAACAUCACCUUGGAUAGCAAUCUUUAUGUUAUAGAAGACUAUAUCAGCCCUAAUAAUGAUCAUGAAUGCUUAUACAAAUGUUUAGAUACAUUAAAUAUGGUAUCCAGCACUGAAGAUUUGAAAGUGCAAGUGCAAUUUCCUCAGUGUAAAUAUUUAAAUUUAAUUUCGGACAAAACUGAAAAAAUAGAAAAUAACCUGAUUACUUCCAAUAAUAAACAGAACAAACAAAACUCGCCAGGAUCAAAUACAAUAAAAAGUUCGGAUUCUUUUGAUAGUGCUAAAACUAGUUUUACCGAAAAAUCAUUUACAGACAGCUCUCCAACAAAUAAUGAAGACCUCAAGCAUCAACCAACUCAAGUUCAAUAUUGGCUGAAACAAAUCAUAGCUGAGACUGAAAUCGAACCAGUACAAAAUACUGAAAAACAAUUGGUGAUAGGUUAAUUAAAUAAAUCUUUUAAAUAUUAACUCAUUAGUACUUAAAUACUCUUGUAGGUCCUGUUAACUGUAUGUAUAUG